Selaginella moellendorffii is the source of this 1252-nucleotide messenger RNA. RefSeq names its product cinnamoyl-CoA reductase 1-like. The record is from RefSeq and is a predicted model, not a curated record. NCBI's taxonomy places the organism in Eukaryota, Viridiplantae, Streptophyta, Lycopodiopsida, Selaginellales, Selaginellaceae. Bases 1 to 960 code for a protein of 319 amino acids. The transcript has 6 exons. Gene Ontology annotation, molecular function: oxidoreductase activity, acting on the CH-OH group of donors, NAD or NADP as acceptor.
AUGGAGGGAGGGAGGAGAGCUUGCGUGAUAGGCGCCGGCGGCUUCAUCGCGUCAUGGAUCGUCGCCAAGCUGCUGGAUCGAGGCUACAAAGUUCAUGGCACCGUUCGAGAUCCAGACGACGAUGAGAAGAAUGGGCAUUUGAACAAGCUCCCUGGCGCCGGGGAGAGAUUAUCGCUGUUUAGAGCUGAUGUUCUCGACUAUGAGUCGCUUGUGCCCGCUGUUCGUGGUUGCGAUGUUGUCUUCCACACCGCUUGUCCCGUAGCUCCAAACUUUGAGGAUCCAGACGCUGUGUUAAAACCUGCCGUGGAUGGCACUCGAAAUGUAAUGGAAGCUUGCCACAAGGAGAAUAUCAAGCGUGUUGUGUUCACCUCCUCUGUAGCUGCCAUGGUAUUUGAUCCAAAUCGACCUCGAGAUCAGAUAAUCGAUGAGUGCUGCUGGUCUGAUCCUGAGUCCUGCCGAAAGAGCCAGCAAUGGUACAUGCUUGCUAAAACCGAGUCGGAGAAGCUUGUUGCCAAACUUGGCGACGAUUUUGGAAUUCGUGUUGUUGCGAUCUGCCCUGUUCUGGUUCUAGGCCCUAUCUUGCAAUCCAGGAUCAACUCUAGCGUUGGAAUCCUGGCAAAUAUGAUGAAUGGCUCGAAAACUAGCUACCCCAACUCAUACUAUCCUCUCGUGGACGUGCGAGAUGUUGCCGAGGCGCACAUUGCCGGAUACGAGGAUCCCAACGCCUCUGCCCGCUACUAUUGUGUUGCGUACUCGAAGCAUUGCAAGGAGAUGAUCGAGACUCUCAAGGAGGACUUCCCACAAUACUCGUACCCAGACAAGUGUGAAGGUGAAACCCCUGGCAUUUCAUUCGAGAAGAUCUCGAACAAAAAGAUCUUGUCCCUCAUCAAGGAGUUCAUCCCCUACGAGAAGGUGCUGGUGGACACGGUCGUUAGCCUGCAAGAGAAAGGCUUGCUCUGAACACUCUUAAAGAAGUGCUCAAAAGUCCUACAAACUUCCAGAUCCGAACUGAGAGAUCAAACGCUUCCAGGAUUAAAAAGUGCAUGUCGGUUCGUCUGUUUUCCGCAUCUCUAAGCUCCCGGAUGCACCGGUGGCCUCUGUUUAGAUCGCUCCACUUGCGUGGUGUUAUGAAAACCUUCGUGAGCGCCGCACUCAUUCAUCCCGAUGUUAUACAUAGCGGAACUGCUCGAUGCUGUCGAGGACGAGGAAUCGCUAUUAUCACAAAAGAAGACAUUGACAGAUUAUAAAGAAA